Saprolegnia diclina VS20 is the source of this 5840-nucleotide messenger RNA. RefSeq lists its product as hypothetical. Lineage: Eukaryota; Oomycota; Saprolegniomycetes; Saprolegniales; Saprolegniaceae. The record is from RefSeq and is a predicted model, not a curated record. The coding region runs from base 6 to 5840 and encodes 1944 amino acids. The transcript is spliced from 20 exons. Gene Ontology annotation, molecular function: calcium ion binding.
GAGCGAUGGCGACGUCGCCGACCAAGCCGACGGGCGCCAGCGAGAAGCCAGCCGAGAAGCCACCAGAGAAGCCCAAGCUCGUGCAGUCGUCAACGCCGGCGUUGGAUGUCGAGACGCACCCGUUGCUCGCGAACCUCAAGCUCGAUGGAAAGGAGAUUGGCGCCUACAUGCUCUGCAAGUUCGCAGACGACGUGCUCGGGCACCGCGCUCGCCAGAUCUUUCGCGAGAAAGCAUCGUCAAUCAAGGGUGAAAAUGGAAUCUAUUACUACCUCAAGGACCUCUUCAAGACCUUCUCGAUGGACGAGCUGCCGUCGUCCGCCAAACCGGCCAAGUCGAUGCGCUCCCUCUUGGCACCCAAGCCGCCGCCGCGGACCGCGGCUGACUACUACCUCGAGGAGCACCAGUUCCGGAAGCUCAUGGCGAGCGACCCAGCGUUCGAGUGUCUCGUAGCGCAGGAAGACACGUCAAUUCUCUUUCAGCGCAUUCUCAACAGCGCAAGCCGCACCAAAGUGUCGCUCUUGGACUUUCUCGAAUUCUGUCUUUUGAACCGCGUGCAACUGCUUGUGCUUCUCUGCAAGUACUGGCACGCGCUGCGGAAGCUCAAGCUCUCGGACAACGAACUCCUCGAGAUGUAUCGCCGCAUGACCGAUAUCCACAACGACAGCUGCUUGGCGCCAAAUCUGUUUGGGAAUGCGAUCGGGCGCGAGUUUGACAUUGUGCUCACGACGGGGGAAAUCGACGUGCUUUUGCAUCUCUUGGACUAUGACAACGACGGCGUCGUCAAGCCCACGGACUUUGAAAUGUUCUACAAGGACACGGACCGCUUUCACUCGCCGACGUUUGAAGAGCUGCCUGCGAUAUCGGACCUUCGGUACUCGACGUCGGACGAAGAGGCGGCCGAGUUCAAGCGCGAAGGCUACGAGGUUUACCCGCGCAACGUGUGGACGUCGCACUCGAACGGCCAUUUGUACUUUUGGACCAAGCGCGACCCGACCAAAGUCCCGAUUGAGGCGAUUGCGUAUUCGGCGUCGAACCAGGACAAGGACCUCAUGGGCCGAGGCUACGUCUGCUUCAACGGCGCCAAGCCUUUCUAUCGCAAGUUCAUGUACCUCAAGUUUGCGCCGUGUAAGCCCACCGGCGCGCACCAAACACCGGCGCUGGUCGACUUGUGCGUCACGGGAGGGCACCUCGUGGACGACCAAUCGGCGACGCUAUGGAUGCCGCCAUGCCGCGGCUUCAAGCGCAUCGAAGGCUCGCUCGAUGAAAAGAUCACGAAGCGCGGUGUCUUUUUGUGGACCCGCGCCGUGUACCCCGUGUCCGAUGUCGUUGUGCACGCGCCGGUGCUGUCGCCGACGACGGCGACGAGUGCGAUUCCCAUCGAAGAGAUCGACGCCCUCGAGCACCAGAUUCGCAUCACUGUGCGCCGGCGCUGUCCCACCGACGCCGACGGCGUGUUGAAUUUCCUCAAACUCUUCCAAGCGUUUGACGUCAAGAACCGCAAGUACUUGACGAUCGCCAAGGUGAAAGCAGGUCUUAUCGGUCUUGGCUGUCGCCUCGACCCCAAGCGGUUCCACGAGGUCUGGAAACGCAUCGACAUUGAAGGCAAAAAGAAAAUCGACUACGAGACUCUGCUGCUGUUUGUGCUCUGGACCGACACGGAUGUGGACGCGAUCGCGGAGCGGCUGCAGCGAUCGCUCACGAGUGCGUCGUCCAACUACCGGGUCGUCUUUACAGCGCACAACGCGAUUGGAGACGGUCGGUGGGCACGUGGGGACUUUUUGCGCCUCUUGAGCGCCCAGCAAAUUCUCGUCGCGCCGGAAGAACUGGCCAAGAUCAUGGCACGCUUUGACGUCAACAAGGACGGCGUUGUCGACUAUGCAGACUUUUUGAAGUUUGUCACUGGCGUCUGCGACAUCCAAGCGCGGCAGGCCGCACGAAUCGCUCAAGCUGCAAGCGUUCUUCAAGGCUGGGCGAUCGAGCACCAAAACUCCAAGCUCGUAAAAGAUGGCAACAUCGACUCAAGUGCGUCGUGGAAGCGCAUUAAGUCGCAUGACAACAUCCUCAGAGUCUCCAUGAUCGACAAGAUUUUACGCCAACACAAGGUGCGGCUCAGCCCGCUCGAGCUCCGCCAGCUCUGCAUUGUCAUCUCACCCAACCCACCCCCGGGGGCUGUGCCAGGCCAGAUCAUGCAGGCUGCGUACCACGCCUUUGUGAACCACAACCCAAAGAAAAUCUCGUCGCUGCUGCUAGCGGGCAAGAAGCUCGUGGGACCGCACCCGACAACAGACAUUGACCCAGUCUACAACCGCCUCAACAGCCUCGGGACAGGGUCAGUAUCGCUGCCCGCGCUGCACGACCAUCUCUCAGAGCUUGCAGCCGAAGCAAGCAUUCCGUCGAUCGACAUUAAAGAUUUUGUCUAUCUGGUCCAGCACACGGGUGCGGAUUGCGGUGGUGACGGGCGCGUUGUCAUUGACCGCUUUCUGGCCGCAUUGCGGGACGUGGCCGAGCGCCGCAACAUGAAGCACGGCUUCAUCACGCCAUAUGACAGCCCCGGCUUCGCAAAAGGCUGCUACAUGCUGCUCGGGGAACUCCGCCGCUGCGCCAAGACGCUGGACGGAAAGUUCGACUACCACGUACCGUUUGACCUCUUUGACAAGAACAAGACGGGCUCAAUCAGCAUGCCCUCCCUCGAAGCGACGCUUCUCGAUAUGGAUUUGGGGAGCUUCCUCCGCUCCAACGAAAUCAAGAGCUUGUUGCGGCGGUUCGAGCUCGACGAGCAUGGCGGUGUCAGCUUCGACGAAUUCUGCCGAUUUGCGACGACCAGCGACGAGAGCCUCCACUUGCUGUCGCAUUGGAACGACCCAAAGCUCGUCACGUGCAUGAAGGAAGCCUUUGCGACAUCGCUGCCGGCGGCCGGUGCCGAGACGUUUGCGUCAGUCUUCAAACGCAUGUGCUUGAUUGCCGACAAGGCCAACACGGGCAUGCUGUCAGCAACCAAGUUUGGGCAGCUGUUUGACGCGCUGGACCUGCAGCUGCCGCGCAAGUCCAAAAAGGACCGACCGCACUUGAUCGAUGCGCUGGUGCAGUACGCGCAGUCGGAAGACGCGAUCCCGUACGAUACAUUUUGCCAAGUGUUUCUUGCGUGCAUGCUGCCGACGGCUACUACGUCUGGCGAAGCACCCACCGUCAACCCUGCCCUCGCGCUCGAGCUCCACGCCGAGAUUCAAAAGGCCGAAGACAAAGCCGGCGCGCGCUUUGACUUUAGAAGUGCUUGCGAGCACUACAAGAACAAGCUCAGCGCAAGCGACUUCAAGGAACUUCUCUGGACCGCGGGUGUCCGACACCCGUUCUCCCCCGACGAGGUUUCAGCGCUGCACCGGUACUUUGUGGCACCGACGACGCAGCAGUGGGCCUCGAACGUCUUUCUCGACUUUGUCGUGCGUGGGCCCAAGGUCUUUGAGUCGGGCGAAAGCCGGGGCAAGGUCGACGCUGUAAUUGCGCAGAUGCAGCAAAGCAUUUUGGACACUGUCGCAAACGAGAAAGACGCCGACCGCUUCCGCCGCCUCUUUCUCGAGUACGAUGUGAAUCAAGACGGGUCCAUCUCCACCGACGAAUUCCUGCUCGUGCUUGACGAAAUGGGCCUCUCCAAAGGGCUCACUGCCGCGGAAAAGUCGUCCAUUCUGCAUUUCUUCGACUCGAACCAAGACAACGAAAUCGACUACCUCGAGUUCUUUCACUUUGCGACCAACGCCGACAAGAUCCUGCAGACAAAGGUCGACCCGAACAAAGCGCCGCCGCCCCAAGCAACACCCCCCGCACCGACAAGUGGCGGAAAUGGCUCGCCGAGCAAACCACCAAGUCCAGCGGUCAAAGCCUCCUCUGGAAAACCACCUGCGUCGCCGUCCAAAGACCAAAUGCAAGCGCUCCAAAGCCAAGGGACAUUUACGCGCCUGGGCAAGCAGCUCGUGCGCGUGGCGAUCUUCGACCAACUGCUUCCGCGGCCAUUUGUCUUUGCUAAGUACUUUGUCAAGUACAAGUCUGGGGACGGCGUCACGGCAUCCAAAUUUACCCAGAUUCUAGACAAGUUUCUAGACACGGUGUUGCGUCAGGACCGCCACGCGGCCGUCGCUGGCAUCGACGGGGACGUCAUCCGUGACUACUACGUCGUCAAAGAGACGGGCGUUGUCAAGACAUCGCUCUUCUUGCGCGACCUGGCGACCGCCCAGCUUCUUGCGCUGGACAAAGCCAACGUCGCCGCUGUACGACGCGAUGAUGACGACGACGACGAGUUGUCGCUUAGCGACGCUUCAUCCCAGGCGAGUCAAAGCGACGAUAGCAGCAGUUGUGCGAGUGGGCGCAGCGGAAGUCCGCACCGCCGGUCGUCGCCGGGGAAGAUCGUGUCGAUGGACGCCAUCUUGGACCGUGUCCUUCUCACCGCGGGGUGGUCGUCGUCUAAAUGCCACAAGUGCGACUCCAAGCUAGCGGAGGCCAACACGCGCCUUCCGUGGCGCCCCAAAGCCCUUGCGCAGUUUCUCCUAAGUCUCAAGCUGCCGUGGAAAAAGUCAGAUCUGGACGCGAUCGCAGCGGCGUGCAAGACAAAGCAUCACCGCGUCGACGCAACUGCGUUCGUUCGUGCUAUGGAGGCAGCGCUUGACCGCUACGGCGGGUCCUCGCCACUCAAAACGUCGCGCUCCAGCACAUCGGUGUCGUCGACUUCAUCGCUGCCCAGUCUUAUGGGGCGUCUCUAUCAAAGCUUCUUGAGUGCUGCCCAGCGCAACAUCAAUGGGCUGUCGCUCCUCGAGAAAUGCGAUUCGCACCAUCGAGGUCACAUCGAGUGGACCGAGUUCAGCACCGUGCUUCGGCUCAUCGAGUGCCCUCUGACCGCCGCAGAGCUCCAAACGCUUCAACACGCGCUUCGGUCCAAAGCGCAGUGUCCGUAUCGAGCAUUCGCAACGCUGCUCGAGACGUACGCACCGCCAGUCGCACCGCCGGUCGUCGACCAUGUACCGCCUCGAUCCUUUGUUCCCGUCGCCGCUUCCCAUGGCAUGAUGGUGACGCCGCGAGCGCUACCGCCGAGUCCGCGGUCCCUGCAGCAGAUCGAAGACGACUUGCGCUCGUUCUUUGUGCUGCAAGCACAUGUCGACAAGACACGUUUCAUGACGCUCUGUCAGCAGUACGACGGCCAGCGCACGGGCUUCGUGACCAUCGACGGGUUCUUCGCAGCCUUGCGUCAGCUCAACGUGCCAGUCGGUCCCGAUGUCAUGGCGCAAGUCAGUGCACGAUUUGCAGCCACGUUCUCGGACCGCAUCGACUAUAUCGAGUUUGGUCAAGUUGUCUUUCGUGACACACGACCGCCGAUGUCGCGACUCAUUGAGCGCAACCCGACGCAGCCAUCGCUGUGCCGCGAAGACGCGCCCGUCCUCACCGCGCGGACGGUGGAGACGUGGCUCAAGGAGGCUGCCACGGAAGACGAGAAGGCGCAUUUCAACCAGAUGUACAACUCGAUUUUCGCCUUCAAGAAGCAUGCGGCCCCCGUGGCACCGACGCCGCGCCGCGCGCCGCCACCCAAGGCUGGCAAUUGGAAUUGCCCCAUAUGCUUUCACAGCCAGAGCCCGACGCUCGACCGCUGCGAGGUGUGCGCUGCAAAAAACACGUCGGCCGCGCCAUCGAGCGAGUUUGAAGUCGUGCUGCAGUGUCCCGUCUGCGCGUUCCGGAACAAGGCCGCUGCGACCGCCUGUGCGCUCUGCAUGACGUCGCUACGAGGCGAGAAAACGUCGACGACGACGGUUCCCACACCGUCGCUGCAGAUCUCAUCGACCAACGACGGCUGGCUCACAUAG